Molecule: messenger RNA, 1934 nt
Organism: Syngnathus typhle (broad-nosed pipefish)
Lineage: Eukaryota; Metazoa; Chordata; Actinopteri; Syngnathiformes; Syngnathidae
Product: leucine-rich repeat-containing protein 24-like
Exons: 7
Coding region: 1-1641 (546 amino acids)
Molecular function (GO): protein binding
Source: RefSeq, a predicted model, not a curated record
AUGUUGUUCACACUUUCCUCACAGACGCUGUUCCUGCAAGAUAAUGCCAUCGGUCAGAUCCGCCGGCAGGACCUGAGCCCGCUGGCACACCUGCGCUACCUCUACCUGCAGAACAACAGUAUCUCUGCGGUGGAGCCGGGCUCAUUCCAGUCGCAGGCGCAGCUGCUGGAGCUGGCGCUUGAUGGGAUCAGGAUCCGGUCCGUGACAGCUGACACCUUCCGGGGACUGCGCCACCUGCGCAUCCUCUACCUGGCCGCCAACCACAUUGCGCGACUGCUGGACUUCACAUUUCGUGGCCUGCAGCGGCUGCAGGAGCUGCACCUGCAGCACAACGGCGUGGAGGCGGUGGGUGACCAGGCGCUGGCCGGUCUGGCCUCGCUGGCGCUGCUGGACCUGAGCGGGAAUUGCCUGCACACCAUGGCGGCCGCUGCACUGCGGCCGCUGCUCAGCCUACAGGUGCUGCGCGUCACCGAGAACCCAUGGCGCUGCGACUGCGCCCUGCACUGGCUUCGGAGCUGGAUGGAUGACGAGGGCCGGCGGCUGCUUAGCUCGUCUGAGCGCCGGCGCCUGCGCUGCCGUGAGCCGCCACGACUCUCGCGCCUGGGCUUGUUGGAGGUGCCGCCCAACAGCCUGGUUUGCAUCCCGCCCCUGGUGCAGCUGGAGCCCCGACGUAUGGCCGUGCGCCUGGGCGACAGUCUGCGCGUCUCCUGCCACGCCUCCGGAUACCCGCGCCCGCAGGUGACAUGGAGGAAGGCAUCUUCGGACAAGGCGUCACCACCGGUGCCCCGAGGGCUGGUGCACGACCUGGGCGGCGGGGCCCGAGGAGCGGGCAGCGGGACGGAGCCGUCGGAGGGCGGCCGGGCUCACGUGCAGAAGAGCGACGAGAGCGCCUCGCACUUUGAUCCCGACACGGGCAGUGGGAUGCUCUUCCUCAGCAACGUGACGGUGGCACAUGCCGGCGUGUACGAGUGCGAGGCCUGGAACGCGGGCGGCACAGUGCGGGUCACCUUCCAGCUUGCCAUCAACUCUUCGUCCUCGUCUAUCUGGGCCGGCUGGGCGCAGGCGGCGCCCCUCGACACGCCGGUGUGGCCGCGCCUGCGGAGUGGCGGCGGUGAGGUGAGCCAGGAGCCACUCUACGCUCUGGGCAGCAUGGCCUUUGGCGCACUGGCCGCUGCCACGCAGAUGGCCAUCGCCGCCGGCAUCUCGCUGCUGGUGCUCACCGCGCUGCUGCUGGUCGCCAUGAUCUACAGCCGACGACUGCGAGAACACAAGGACCAGCACGCUGCGAACAAGCAGGAGGAAAGCAUCCUUUACCUGAACGACUACUCGGACGGGCCGACCACGUUCGCCCAGCUGGAAGAGUUCCGGGACGAGCGUGGCCACGAGAUGUUCAUCCUGAACCGUGCCAAACCCGCUGCCCCCCCUGACGCCGGCGGCCCCUCUGGCUCCUUGGCAACCGGCCCACCUCCCAGCCCCUCGCUCCCCACCGCUGAGGCGGACAGCGACAUUCAGACCGCGCGAAGAAUUGCUGGCGAGGGUGGCGAGGCGGAGCCGGUCAUGACGCCAGAGGGCGAGGGGGUCUUUGUCAACCACGCCGGCUUGUUUGUGGACUCCCUGACGGCCUACGAGAUCAACUGCUGAAUACAGGCCGACACUGUGACCCGAUGGCUGUGCUUUUAUCAAAACUCCUUGGACAAACACUGAGCAGCUUUCUGGACUUUCGUGUACUGGCGCAUGUGCUUCUCCUUCGUACUCGUCUUCUUUGGAAAGUGAGCAAGAGAAAAUAGAAUUUUGCAGACAAACCGGGCUUGUCCUUUGAAAAUAGCAGCGAAAGAUGGAGGGUCACCUGACAUCGUUUGGUGAUGACAACGGCUGUAUGUUGCUGUUUGCAAGUGCAAUUUUGUCCUCACUGUUAAAGUAAAAAGCACCACGUG